This is a messenger RNA of Trachemys scripta elegans, 1855 nucleotides long. RefSeq names its product growth arrest specific 2 (gene GAS2). The record is from RefSeq and is a predicted model, not a curated record. The transcript has 8 exons. Bases 404 to 1348 code for a protein of 314 amino acids. Gene Ontology annotation, molecular function: cytoskeletal adaptor activity; actin filament binding; microtubule binding. Gene Ontology annotation, cellular component: actin filament. Lineage: Eukaryota; Metazoa; Chordata; Testudines; Emydidae. Gene Ontology annotation, biological process: actin crosslink formation.
CUAACGCGGGGAGAGAGCUCUGCUAACUGCUACUGCAGUUAGUGCAGGCAUUUGGCUGCAUGUACAGAAGUCAGCGCCCGGGCUCCUUUAAAAUGUGUUUGAUUUGGUUGUUUGUUUCAUGGUUGCAUUUGAAUUGAGAGAGAGGGGGGUCGGGAGAUUUAAGCAAGAAAACGAUUAUUUCCCUUCAGCCUGUCACCUUAGAGUGGGGUUUCUUUUGUUUUCUUCCUCUUAUCUUGAAAUUGCAAGAAAUCUCACCUCCAACGAGUUGAUUAAUGGAUACAGCAGGGGAAACUGCUUAGAGCGCUGCAGCAGAAAGAUAGGCAAGGGACGGGGAGCGCUGGGCUAGGAAGUUUGCAAAUUGCAAUCGGUGCGCUCCUGCACAGGUACUACAAGUGGAUAAACAAUGUGCAGUGCUCUGAGCCCAAAGGCACGAGGACCUGGCCUUUCUGAUAUGCAUCAAUACAGCCAGUGGCUGGCCAGCAGACAUGAGGCCAACUUAUUACCAAUGAAAGAGGAUCUAGCGCUGUGGCUCACAAACCUACUGGGUAGGGAGAUAACGGCAGAAACUUUUAUGGAGAAGUUGGAUAAUGGUGCCUUGCUGUGUCGACUAGCUGAGACCCUACAAGAGAAAUUUAAAGAAAACAGUUUUGAUGCAAACAAGCCUGGCAAAACCCUGCCAGUGCGGAAGAUUCCAUGCAAAGCCAAUGCUCCUUCAGGGUCUUUUUUUGCACGAGACAACACAGCAAAUUUCUUAUCCUGGUGCAGAGAUGUGGGGGUGGACGACACAUGCCUAUUUGAAUCAGAAGGCUUGGUACUCCACAAGCAGCCCAGAGAAGUGUGCCUUUGUUUGCUGGAACUUGGAAGGAUUGCAGCCAGGUUUGGUGUGGAACCUCCUGGGUUAAUAAAGCUGGAGAAAGAGAUUGAACAAGAGGAAAUACUUUCAGCCCCUCUUCCGUCUCCUUCACCCUCUCCAACAAAGUCUCCAGGGAAAAAGAGCACAGGAAAACUGUUGGAUGAUGCUGUCAAACACAUUUCUGAAGAUCCUCCUUGUAAAUGCCCCAAUAAAUUUUGUGUGGAGCGUCUUUCACAAGGACGGUACAGAGUUGGAGAGAAGAUCCUCUUUAUUAGGAUGCUGCACAACAAACAUGUGAUGGUUCGUGUAGGAGGAGGAUGGGAGACUUUUGCAGGGUACUUGCUGAAACAUGACCCAUGCCGAAUAAUGCAGAUCUCUCGGGUGGAUGGGAAAACCUCUCCAAUCCAGAGCAAGUCUCCGACCAUCAAGGACAUGAAUCCAGACAAUUACUUGGUUGUUUCUGCCCAUUACAAAACCAAGAAGGAGAUUAAGUGAAAUUAACUUCUCAUUUGACUGGGACUAUAUAUAUGUAGGUCCAAAUUAUCUUCUUGAGUGUAGUAAAUUUAGUUCAUGCUUUGAAAGGACUUCAGAAAAUUUAACAGACUGAAAAUGGCAACCUGCUUUGAAGAUCUUUGAACUGUAGAACUAUUUAUUUCUAGUACUGUACCUUUUAUAGCAAAUUAUCAUUGAUAGGUUAAUUACUACAAUCAGAUAAGAAAUAGACAUAUAUUUUUAGCCAAAUCAUUACUCUUAAAUAUGUGAAUGUAUACUUAGAAUGAUUUAAAGGAUGUGGUUCAUGUUAAAGGAAAAACUGCAGUACAAUAUAUUUGUAUGAAAAACCUGUGACAUUGAGUCCAUGACUGUUUUUAGGUUAGUUGGAAAAGAUAUAUGUAGGCUGAGUGUGCAGAGUGAUAAAAGCUAUUUGCUAACGCUUUCUGCCUACAAACUAAAAUUAAAAUGGACUAUUUUUUAUAGGUUACAAGAUUCCCUUAAGCAAUAAUU